AUGCCAUCCGAUUCAGAGCUAUCAGAUUGUUGGGUGGGCGUCAACCACUCGGACGUCAUCGACUUUUUGGCAAUGUCUUGGGAACACCUCGAAGAGUCCCCCGAGGACGCUGAAAGUGCGGCAGCCGAAACGGAGGGGAACCAAGAACCACAGGGGUCCGACACUGAGGACCAACACGUCGAGCCUUUGGAAGAGACACAAGCCCAGAGCUUCCUCAAUGAUCCUCGCAAGGUCAAAGCGUGUGCGGUCUCCCUUCUGUGUGGAUGCAAUACCCCAGAUGCAGAGCCGAGGCCGUCGCCUUAUUACCUUCUUCGUUUUUCCCCGACCCUGAAUUGUUCUGGUGUGGACUUGUUCACCGCAAUCCCUACCCUGCCUGACGCAGCCUCUGUUGAAAAACACUGGCAGACCCAUUCUCGUGUACAACGUGUAUUGCAGUCUUUCCUGGAUAACCCAUCUUACGGCUCUAAGUACUUCUACUGUCAUCGGGCUGUUGUUGACGGGGUUCUUGGUGAUCGGGCUGCCCGCAAUUGGUAG
Messenger RNA from Fusarium musae, 534 nucleotides. RefSeq lists its product as uncharacterized. The transcript is spliced from 2 exons. Lineage: Eukaryota; Fungi; Ascomycota; Sordariomycetes; Hypocreales; Nectriaceae. The record is from RefSeq and is a predicted model, not a curated record. Bases 1 to 534 code for a protein of 177 amino acids.